GACUUAACAUGUUCUCAUAUCUAUUUGCUUAGAUUCAUUCAUAAAACAUGUUCCCUCACAAGUCAUUACCUAGCCUCGAUAAGAAAGAACAUUACGACACUUCGCCAGACCCGCACGUGAUCAACUAACUGUUCACAAUCAUCGGAGAUUCACCAUAACUUGUUCUACUUACAUCGUAAUCUUAGCCUUGUCUUUCUUCUCCCACUUGCACUUCUUUUGUUUCGUGUCGACCAAGUUUUAUUUUUCUCAACUUAUUGGUAAAUAAAAUUUAUUGGAAACUUAUAACAUACAAUGCGAUGUAAAAAAUAACAGGUCCUAAUUGAAAUGUUAAUGAAAAACAGAGGAUCUCUCGAAAAGCCCUAAAGAAACCCUACUCAGUUCGAUCCGACAGCUUCUUUCAGUGACUUGUCUCUAUUUGUUUGGGUAAUUAAGACACUCUCUCGAGUGGUGUGAUGGAGAUCGACUUGGGAGCCAACGCGUUCGGUAUAGACUUCCACCCAUCUAAAAAUCUCGUAGCUACUGGUCUCAUCGAUGGCCACUUGCAUCUAUACCGUUACGACACAGAGUCUUCACUUGUCAGGGAGCGUAAAGUUCGAGCCCAUAAGGAGUCUUGCAGAGCUGUUCGCUUCAUCGAUGAUGGCCAAAGAAUCGUCACAGCUUCAGCUGACUGCUCUAUUCUAGCUACCGAUGUGGAGACCGGUGCUAGCGUUGCACAUCUUCAGAAUGCUCACGAGGAUGCUGUUAACACUUUGAUUACUGUUACUGAUACAACGAUCGCUUCAGGGGAUGAUCAAGGCUGUGUUAAGAUUUGGGAUACGAGACAGCGCUCUUGCUCUCACGAGUUUAACGUCCACGAGGAUUACAUUUCUUGCAUGACCUUUGCAUCUGAUUCAAUGAAGCUAGUGGCUACAAGUGGAGAUGGGACACUAUCUGUAUGUAAUCUCAGAACAGGCAAAGUCCAAUCUCAGUCUGAGUUUUCUGAAGACGAACUUCUUUCUGUUGUUAUUAUGAAGAAUGGCCGUAAAGUUAUAUGUGGAACUCAAAAUGGUAUCCUCAUGUUGUAUUCAUGGGGAUUUUUCAAAGAUUGUAGUGAUCGUUUUGUUGAUCUAUCUCCAAAUUCAGUUGAUGUCCUUUUAAAGCUUGAUGAGGAUAGAGUUAUCACUGGAUCUGAUAAUGGAAUAAUCAGCCUUGUUGGGAUACUGCCCAACAGAAUCAUUCAGCCAAUUGGGUCUCACGAGUUCCCUAUCGAAGAUCUCGCUCUCUCGCAUGAUAACAAGUUUCUUGGUAGCACAGCUCAUGACAGUAUGCUCAAGUUGUGGGACUUAGAAGAAAUUAUAGAAGGUUCUAAUGGAAACGCAUCAGGAGCUGCAGGAGACAGUGACAGCGACAACGAGGAGAUGGACCUUGACAAUGACCCCAAGCCUUCAAGAGGUACCAAGAGGAAAACAAAAAGUAAACCAACUCCGGUGGACACUACAACUAGUUUCUUCGCAGACAUGUAGAUUCGUCUCUGGACAAAUGUAUCAGUUUCAUACUCAUCUUUUUUUUUAUUCUGACAGUUUUGUUAAGCUACAUUUAUAUUUUUAUCAAAGUUUUACCACUACGA
Molecule: messenger RNA, 1606 nt
Organism: Brassica napus (rape)
Lineage: Eukaryota; Viridiplantae; Streptophyta; Magnoliopsida; Brassicales; Brassicaceae
Product: WD repeat-containing protein 55-like
Exons: 14
Coding region: 453-1502 (349 amino acids)
Molecular function (GO): protein binding
Source: RefSeq, a predicted model, not a curated record